Molecule: messenger RNA, 495 nt
Organism: Sphaeroforma arctica JP610
Lineage: Eukaryota; Ichthyosporea; Ichthyophonida
Exons: 2
Coding region: 1-495 (164 amino acids)
Source: RefSeq, a predicted model, not a curated record
AUGGAGCCCAUGAGCGGGGAAGAAGAAGACAUCUUCAGACGACUGUCUAUCGGAGACCGGAAUGUGUUACACAGAUCCCGAGGCAAUAGUACGGAUUCGGAAAGAAGUAGAACGGGAAUUAUGGAAUCAGACCGGAGGCCCAGUGUAUCGCCGGUUCCGGAACUGCCUAUGAUUGAAGAUGAAUCGCCGAAUAAGGAAGGUGGAUUGCCUGAUAAGGAAGGUGGAUUGCCGAAUAUGGAUUCGAAUCUCUCGCUCGAUAAGAGAGAAGACAAACGCAAAGUAACCAUCUACCGAGACCGCAAUAUGGUGUACAAACUAAUUGGCGAUAUAAAUGGCGACGGCUUUCUCGGGAAAGUGGAUUCGUUACAGAGCGCUGCUGACCUUGCAGCAAUGUACCCGGAGAUCAGAGGGUUUGUCUAUCACUCAGCCAGAAUGCCGGGGAAGUAUGCAGGGCGUGUUUAUGGCUGGAAUGAAGAAAGGUACGAAAGCGUAUAG